Molecule: messenger RNA, 4710 nt
Organism: Trichoderma breve
Lineage: Eukaryota; Fungi; Ascomycota; Sordariomycetes; Hypocreales; Hypocreaceae
Product: actin domain-containing protein
Exons: 5
Coding region: 1-4710 (1569 amino acids)
Biological process (GO): amino acid activation for nonribosomal peptide biosynthetic process; secondary metabolite biosynthetic process
Cellular component (GO): cytoplasm
Molecular function (GO): phosphopantetheine binding; catalytic activity
Source: RefSeq, a predicted model, not a curated record
AUGGCGGCGGCGUCUAAGCUUCAUAUUGACAUUUCAAUCACUCCUAAUAUUUCUAUACCACCUGAACGUCUGCCAUUGCCUCCACCAGGAGUUAACAAAUUAGUUCAAGAUGUCAUUAGAGAUCAAGUCAUCGCUCAGCCUGAAGCUCAGGCUAUUGCCUCGGCAACUGUGAAUCUCACAUACAAAGAACUAGACGAGAGCUCUACACGGCUGGCCCUGCAGAUUGCAUCUUCUGGAAUCGGCUCGGGUUCCAUUGUGCCAAUUAUACAUGAGAAAUCUGCCAUUACCAUCGUCGCUAUGUUGGCAAUUUUGAAGGCAGGUUGUGCUUUCACUGCGCAAGACGUAUCUCACCCAACACAGAGGCUGUUGGAGAUUAUCGAGGACAUCAAUGCCCCCAUUUUGCUAGUGUCUGCAGAACAGGCUCUGCGAUUCAGUAGCCUUGCUAGAGUUCCAACCUUGGAACUGUCCACUGAUGUCAUCACUGGCUUGAGCACUGCUGCUGAAUCACCCGCAGCUCCGAUUGAUGUCUCACCACAUCAUCUGAUGUAUACCAUCUUCACAUCAGGCAGUACCGGCCGUCCAAAGGGUGUCAUGAUAGAACACGGCGCCUGGCUAACGAGCGCUCUCGCAUACGGCGCUGACCAAGAGCUCAAUUCUAGUUCGAGAGUCUUGCAGUUUGCAUCAUAUGCUUUUGACAUGUCUUUGAUGGAGAUAUUCACGACUCUCAUCUUUGGUGGCUGCAUCUGCGUGCCAGAUGAAGAAGAUCGUUAUGGAAAAAUACAGGAUUUUGUGAACCAGACAGGCGUCAACACCUUGAUGCUGACGCCUUCCUACGCCAAAUUGCUAGACCCCACUACAAUGCCUGCUGUUAAGAUGCUUAUCACCGGUGGCGAGGCUGUUCCAAGUGAUCUAAUUGAGCUGUGGAAUCCGUAUGUCAAAGUCUACAUUGCCUACGGCCCGACGGAAGCCUCAAUACAAUCAGCUGGCGCAAAGCUCGAGAUUGGAACUACCACGGUCCCAUCGGGUUUCAUAGGCCGCCCAACAGGCUGCAAUCUGUGGAUUGUCAAAGAGGGUAACCACAAUGAGUUGAUUCCCAGGGGUGAGAUCGGGGAGCUAGUCAUUGAAGGAAACACUCUCGCACGGGGCUACCUAGGUGACGAGGCCAAGACCAAUGCCGCGUUUGUGAACAUAUCCAUUGGUACGGAUACCAGGCGCGUGUUCAAAACAGGUGAUUUGGUUCGUCAGACCGAGGGCGGUGAUAUCAUCUUUGUUGGCCGCAAGGACACGCAAAUUAAGAUGCAAGGCCAACGCUUCGAGCUCGCUGAGAUUGAGGCAAGGCUGGCCCAGACUCUGCCUCCUGGAUCCAAAUCUUGUGUGGACAAAGUCGUGAGUCCUAACAUCCAUAAUGGAGGUGCCAUUGUGGCUUUCCUGAGCGACUCAGUAAAGGUGUCGGGCGACGGAGAGCCAGAGAUCAGCUGGAAUCAAGUUGAGACAACCUUGGAAAGAUCCCUCGAAAUCAUGGCGAACCUAGGGACAAUACUCCCAAAGCCAAUGAUUCCAUCACUAUACGUACCAAUCUCGUUUAUCCCUCUUACCACAUCUCACAAGACAAACCGCGCCGCAUUACGAGAGCUGAUUACAUCUCUGGGUCCUAUCGAGAUACGAAACCUCCGAAAGCCAGAUAUGUCCAAAGGUGAAUCCAGAGCCCUGUCUUCUGAGGAGUCGACUUUGCGAGAUCUAUGGGCCUUCGCUCUAAACUUGAACCCAGAGAGUAUUGGACCGGAUGAUCACUUUAUUCAACUUGGAGGUGAUUCGGUUACAAGCAUCAAGCUGAUCGCAGCAGCUCGCAGUCGUGGGAUCACACUCACAUCAGCCACUGUCCUCUCAAACCCAGUCCUAUCCGACCAAGCUCGACUCGCAUUCAGCUCCGCCGCCGGAGAGAGUGACGAGAAUAUUCCACCGUUUGGGUUACUGGGGGUUCGUUCGAAUGAGCUCCGCGUAAUAGCGGCCGCCUUAUGCGGGCUUCCAACUGAGGAAAUAGAAGAUGUCCUGCCCAUGACGCUCAGUCAGAUGCGGUGGUACGGGAAGACUUUAGUGAAGCCAGACGCAUGGAUUGACCAGUAUCACUUUCAACUCCCCAGUGACGUGGACCUUGUACGAUUCAAUUCAGCCGUCAGUUCCGUCGUAGAAGCUACCGAUCUUUUGCGAGCAAGAGUUCUCGCCACUGCAGACAGGAAGCUUUUUCAGGCCAUCAUCAAGUUUCAUCCAGUUCAAAUCAUCAACUCCAGUGAUACCCUGGAAGAGUACUUGAGCCGGGAUCUCGCAACUCCCAUGGGUCUUGGUGCACCAUUGACCCGUUUCGCUGUCCUUCAUCAAGCCGACUCAACUAAAGUGCUUGUCUGGACAAUCCACCAUGCUAUCUACGAUGGCUAUUCUCUACCAAUGCUGCUGCAAACUAUCCAGGAUUUCUACCAGGGCCUCAAGCCAGCCCCAUUCACCCCAUUCAACCGUUAUCUCAAAGGGCCUGAAGAGAAAGAUUUGAUUGAAGGAGAGGCGUUUUGGAGGAAUUAUUUACUGCAGGCUUCUUGGACCAAAUUUCCCGUCUUACCACCUCCUGAGGAAAUGUCUCCACCACAAAUGGGCAGACUCUUGCGGACUCUAGGUAUCGCCUCGAGACAAGCGCAAUUCGGCCACUCUGAGAACGCACAUUCCGUUACCAUGGCAAAUGUAGUCCGUGUUGCAUAUGCUGCAACGCUCUCACACCACUCGGCAGACCGCCCCAGCUCUGUGCUUUUCCUCGAAUCUCUUGGUGGUCGGAACUCAAACCUGAAGGGCAUCGAUCGUGUCGCUGGACCAACACUCCUCACCAUCCCUACGCGGUUGGAACUACCCGGCGUCAAGUCAUACAAAGAUAUUGUACUGGAAGCGCAGACAUCACUUCUGGAGAGAAUGAAGUUUGAGAGCUUCCCCUUGCCCCGCCUCCUACCGCUUGCACCAGCUCUGGAGUUGCGUAACGUCCUCAUGAUAGAGAAUGAAGCGUUUCUGAUCAACGGAGAUGGUAACGGACUAUUCGGCCGUGGAAAAGAAGAGUUGAAGUUGGAGGAGACGGAGGGCUUACCAAUGAUAUUCCGGUGCACUAUUCUUCAAAGCCAGUUGGACGUCGAUAUAAGAUAUGACAGUACCAUCAUUCCCCACGGGGAGGUGGAAGCUUUCUUAGGAACUUUUGAAAGAUUUUUUGAAGAGUUAUGGCAUGGCGAUGGUACCAAAUCUUUUGAUGUCAUUACUUCAUCCUUAUCUAUAGGACAGCGGUUUGACAACUUCUUUAGGGUAGGCUUAUUAUGUAAUUUUCGGAACCAACGAUGUGUAUCCGAGGUCUUGCAACUUUCCAACCCAGAACUACCCGAGCCCUCUGUUCCGACUUUUCGCGAACUUCGACUUCUCUCCUCUCUCGUCCUCCGUAUGGCGGGAGGUCGCAAGUCCAAGGCCGCAGCACCGGCUCGUCCCCAAAACACCCUCGUCGUCGACAAUGGCGCCUGGACGCUCAAGGCCGGCCUCGUUUGCGGCGGCUCGAUUCCAGAGCCUCGCGUGAUCCCCAACUGCAUCGCGCGCGACCGCUCCAAGAAGAUUUACGUGGGCUCCGAGCUCGAAAAGUGCCGGGACUUUAGCGAAAUCCAGUUCCGGCGGCCCGUAGAAAAGGGCUACCUGGUCAACUGGGAGGCGCAGAAGGAGAUUUGGGACCAGGAGCUGUUUGGCGACAAGGCAGAGGUGAAAUGCGACCCCAGCGAGACGAGGCUGAUGCUCACGGAGCAGCCGAAUACGCUGCCUGUGCUGCAAACCAACUGCGACCAGAUUGUGUUUGAGGAAUACGGGUUCUCGAGCUACUACAGAGGGAUUGGAUCAACAUUCAAUGCCUAUCACGACCUGCAGAGCCUGUUCCGCACGCCAAAAGACUCCCUCACAGCCGCAAACACGCCAGCUGAAAUCAUGCUGGUUGUCGACUCCGGCUUCUCGCACACAACCAUCACCCCUCUCCUCGGCGGACGACCCCUCCACUCGGCCAUCAGGAGAAUCGACAUUGGCGGCAAGUUUCUGACAAACUACAUGGCUCGACUCAUCUCCCUGCGCCACUUCGACAUGCGCAACGAUUUAUACAUCGUCAACGAGAUGAAGGAGGCGUCGUGCUACGUCUCCGCCGACUUCAAGGCCGACCUGGAGCGCAUGUGGAAAGGAACCAGGGGAGAGAAACGCCAGGAUUACCUGUCCGGGGCCGGCAUCGUCAAGGAUUACGAAUCGGAGGAGGACGUCUUGACGCUACGAAACGAACGGUUCGCCGUCCCCGAGCUAAUCUUCCGCCCAUCAGACGUGGGCAUGCGGCAGCCCGGCCUUGCAGACGCCAUUCAGCAGUCUCUCCACGAGCUCCCCAUUGGUCUCUGGCCGGGGCUUCUCGCCAACAUCGUCGUGGUGGGCGGGACCUCUUUGUUCGAUGGCUUCAUCCAGCGUUUACAAAAGGAGCUCGUGCAGCUUGUUCCCGACGAUUGCAUAGUUCGCGUCGCUCGCCCUGCCGAUCCCAUCACCAACACCUGGUACGGAGCAGCCAACAUGGCAAACCACCCGAACAUCGACAAAGUAGCCGUCACCAAGCAGGAGUACGAAGAGCAUGGCAGUGCAUGGAUAGCCCGCAGAUUCUCGACAGGCCUCCUUACAUCCUGA